AAGCCUACUAAAAGGCGUGGCCAAUUAGAUUGGUCACACCCACAAUUAAAAUGGAGAUUUCCAAGUUGGAAAUUGUAGCAACUCUUGAAGGGCAUCAGGACAGGGUCUGGUGUGUUGCUUGGAAUCCAACAGGAACGCUACUAGCAUCAGCUUCUGGAGAUAAAAAUAUUAGGAUAUGGGGAAAGGAGGGAGAGAGUUGGGUCUGUAAGACUGUAUUGACUGACGGACAUGAUAAGACAAUAAGAUCAGUUGGUUGGUCACCAUGUGGACACAUGUUGGCAGCUGCUAGUUUUGACGGUACUGUUAGUAUAUGGGACAAGAGACAAGAUUUUCAGUGUAAGAGUGUACUAGAAGGCCAUGAGAAUGAGGUUAAGUCUGUGGUAUGGUCUCAGUCUGGUUCCUUCCUAGCAACUUGUGGCAGAGACAAGAGCGUGUGGGUAUGGGAAGUUCUCAGUGAUGGCGAAGAAUUUGAAUGUUCAGGUGUUCUGUUACACCACACUCAGGAUGUGAAAACUGUUAGAUGGCAUCCACACGAAGACGUGCUAGUUUCUGCAAGCUAUGACGAUACUAUUAGAGUUUAUAAAGAAGAGGAUGAUGAUUGGAGCUGUACGUGUACAAUGGAAGGACACACCUCCACAGUGUGGGGUGUUGCCUUUGAUGAAUCUGGAAAUAGACUGGCUUCUUGCAGUGAUGAUAAAACCAUUAAAAUAUGGCGGUCAUACAAACCUGGUAAUAACGAAGGUAUUCCUACUCCUGAUGGGGAGACAGUAUGGAAGUGUUCAUGUACUUUAGGAGGACAUCACACAAGAUCAAUAUACACUAUUGACUGGUCAAAGUGUUCAGGGUUACUAGCAGCUGGUGGAGGAGAUGACACCAUUAGAAUAUAUAGAGAAGAUCCUGGUUCUGAUCCAAAUCAAUCUAACUUCUCUUUAUUAUGGCAACAAGAAAAGGCUCAUUCCACUGAUGUUAAUUGUAUCUCAUGGCAUCCAAAGGAUCCUCAGUUAAUGGCGUCUUGCUCUGAUGACAGAACUAUAAAAAUAUGGAGGAUUAUCAUACAAUAAUAAUAAUAAUAA
Messenger RNA from Amphimedon queenslandica, 1073 nucleotides. Its product is annotated as probable cytosolic iron-sulfur protein assembly protein CIAO1 homolog. Bases 51 to 1061 code for a protein of 336 amino acids. Lineage: Eukaryota; Metazoa; Porifera; Demospongiae; Haplosclerida; Niphatidae. The transcript has 13 exons. Gene Ontology annotation, cellular component: cytosolic [4Fe-4S] assembly targeting complex. The record is from RefSeq and is a predicted model, not a curated record. Gene Ontology annotation, biological process: iron-sulfur cluster assembly. Gene Ontology annotation, molecular function: protein binding.